CGACUGGUUCCGGAUAUUUGAACCAACCGCCUCAGUUCAAAACACACAAGGGGCUUGCAGAAAUGGCAACGAAAGAAAAGUCCUCUAAACUCCCUCAAAGACGUAUAAACAAGACGUUCGAGGCAUCUAGCAUCGACUCCACCGUGGUGGAAGAAAUACUGUUCAACCGAUCUGAUAAAGAAGAGGACGACGAUGACGGACCUGUGGUGUUCAUCUGUGCGAAGUGCAAACUGCCUGUCGGGGAUUCCUUGUCCUGGGAUGGAAGUGAAGACGGACAGAAACAAAUAAGACUGAAGCGGGUCACCAACAACGUCAUCGUUGGAAAGGACACGCGCUUCUUUGAACUGAGCAAACGAUCAGUUUGCCUGGUUGUGGAUCUCAUCUGUCGUAGCUGCCAAUCGGUGCUUGGCAUGGUCUACACAUCUACCCCCAGGAACCUGGACCACAAGAGGUUAACUUUCUGUCUCAGUGUCGCCAGCAUCGACAGCUAUGUGCUCGGCUCUGGAGGCCAGAUGUUGGCAGCAGAGGGCCCCAAAGAGCAGCCAGUAACACUGGAGUACAGGCAGAAUGUCGAACAACAGCUGACAAAGAUGAAAAUGCUCGUUGUCUCCAUGGCACAGAGGCUGGAGGAGAUCGAAGCUGGCCUUAAGGACGGGUUCGAAGAGGCUUGACGGUGACGGGUGUUAACUCAUCUGUGACGCUGUUUAUAUCCAGAUGUUGCAGAUUACGGAUUUUACUGCCUCGACUUGUGCACCUAUUUCUGUAUAAAUACCUCCUGUUCUAAAGUUUCAUCUCAAUCACAGUUAUUUUUUUUUUUGUCUUCAGUAGAACAUGCUGUCCCAGUUACACUUUGUAGGCACAUGAACCUAGAGCUGCACACACAUACUCCCACCAUCCACUGGGCUUUGUCCUAAAAAACCAGCAGUGGAACAAAGACUGCCUGCACUUGUAAUCAAUCAUCUUGCCACCUCGGCUCCUUGCGGCUCACGGCAGCGUGGGUUUUGUAGGUCCGGUGCGGAAUAAAUGCGUGCAGAAUGUUUAUUUGUGCAGGAUUUUAUCAGGCUGCAAACUCAGCACCAGGCGGUAUUGAUCUGGCUGCUUGAGGACACAAACUUUUCUUCUCCUCUUUGUUCCUUUCCUCGAGUGUGUACCCUUUUUAGGUUGGCACAUUUACUGAAUGUGUUCGUUUAAUUGCCCAGUUAAAACAUUUGUCGCAUUGUCUUAUUGUUGUUAAGCUUGUUUGAGUAUUGUCCAACAGUUUGUGUAAUUAAGUGUUUUGCCAACUUGACGAAAAAAAUAAACCACAUUGAUUUCCUGAAAUGAA
Messenger RNA from Girardinichthys multiradiatus, 1324 nucleotides. RefSeq names its product MIS18 kinetochore protein A (gene mis18a). Lineage: Eukaryota; Metazoa; Chordata; Actinopteri; Cyprinodontiformes; Goodeidae. Bases 63 to 671 code for a protein of 202 amino acids. Gene Ontology annotation, cellular component: chromosome, centromeric region; nucleus; chromatin. The record is from RefSeq and is a predicted model, not a curated record. Gene Ontology annotation, biological process: chromosome segregation; CENP-A containing chromatin assembly. The transcript has 5 exons.